Molecule: messenger RNA, 5290 nt
Organism: Gadus chalcogrammus (walleye pollock)
Lineage: Eukaryota; Metazoa; Chordata; Actinopteri; Gadiformes; Gadidae
Gene: ppp3cca
Product: protein phosphatase 3, catalytic subunit, gamma isozyme, a
Exons: 14
Coding region: 767-2290 (507 amino acids)
Biological process (GO): calcineurin-mediated signaling
Cellular component (GO): calcineurin complex; cytoplasm
Molecular function (GO): calmodulin-dependent protein phosphatase activity; calmodulin binding
Source: RefSeq, a predicted model, not a curated record
GUAGGAAACCCCGGCUGCGCGUGCGCGGUUAGAUUAGCCCGUUAAUCCCGGGGGCUCGCGGCGAGGAGGAAGACCAGCGGCAGCAUCAUCCUGAUCAUCAUCGUCACCACGCCAGCCCUCCAUCGUCGGGCUCACAUGAGGAGGAAGGGCGGCAGUGAGGCGGUCGUAGUUCAUCACAGCUCUCUGUUUUUAACCACUGGUCUGUGGUGUUAGCAUGCUAGGCUAACAUAGCCACCGGGCUAACUAGCUGAAACGGAGAAAUCCGAUUAGCGGCGGCUAACGGGCUGUAAUACCCCGGGGCGAGGAGCUACACUUUGGACCUUUUUGUAUUCGUCUCCUUUUAUUUGAUUUGUAUGCCUUGGUUUCUGGUGUCACGUUGUCGUGGGCCGAGAAGCUAACGGGCUGUCAGUGUCUCCGUAGCAUAGCACCCGUCUGUCAGGCUGCUGCUGAGGGUCGGGAGGGCGAAUUGUCGGAGCUGUAGUCUCCCCAGAGACCUCCGAGAUCCCAGAGACCUCCGAGACCUCCUCAGGGAUCAGUCUCCUCACCAACACCCCCCCGUCGGCCCGCCGUCAGAACGGAGCCCCCCUUCCCCCGGUCCCGUCUCCCCGCAGACUAGACCCCCGCCCCCCACGUUCUGGAUCUGUCUUGAGACUAGAACCCCACGUCCUGGAUCCGUUUUGAGACAAGAUCCCCACGUUCUGGAUCCGUCUUGAAACUAGAGACCCCCACCUUCUGGACUAGGAACCAUUGCCCGCAGCGAGGCGUCAUGUCGGGGAAAGAUAAGGACAAGGAUAAACCUGAGAAGCAGUCCACCACGGAGCGGCUCGUCAAAGCCGUCCCCUACCCGCCGCAGCAGAAGCUGACCAUCAAGGAGCUGUUUGAGGAUGGGAAGCCCAACCCGGAGAUCCUGCGGAACCACCUGGUGAAGGAGGGGCGAGUGGAGGAGGACGCCGCCCUCCGGAUCAUCAACGACGGGGCCAACAUCCUGCGGCAGGAGAAGUGCAUGCUGGAGGUGGACGCACCCAUAACAGUAUGCGGCGACGUCCACGGCCAGUUCUUUGACCUUAUGAAGCUCUUUGAAGUGGGCGGGUCCCCCAGCACCACGCGCUACCUCUUCCUCGGAGACUACGUGGACCGGGGAUACUUCAGUAUUGAGUGCGUGCUCUACCUCUGGUCCCUGAAGAUCAACCACCCCAACACGCUGUUCCUGCUGCGCGGGAACCACGAGUGCCGCCACCUCACAGAGUACUUCACCUUCAAGCAGGAAUGUAAAAUCAAGUACUCCGAGCGCGUGUACGACGCCUGCAUGGAGGCCUUCGACUGCCUCCCGCUCGCGGCGCUCCUCAACCAGCAGUUCCUCUGCGUCCACGGGGGGCUCUCCCCGGAGAUCAACUGUCUGGACGACAUCAGAAAGUUAGACCGAUUCAAGGAGCCGCCCGCCUUCGGCCCCAUGUGUGACCUCAUCUGGGCCGACCCCGGGGAGGACUACGGCAGCGAGAAGACCUCGGAGCACUUCAACCACAACUCUGUCAGGGGCUGCUCUUACUUCUUCAGUUAUGCGGCAGUGUGUGACUUCUUGGUAAACAACAACUUGUUGUCGGUGAUACGAGCCCAUGAAGCACAAGACGCCGGGUAUCGCAUGUACCGCAAGAGCCAGACCACGGGCUUCCCCUCACUGAUCACCAUCUUCUCAGCCCCUAAUUAUCUGGACGUGUACAACAACAAAGCGGCCGUGUUGAAGUACGAGAACAACGUGAUGAACAUCCGCCAGUUCAACUGCUCCCCCCACCCCUACUGGCUGCCCAACUUCAUGGACGUCUUCACCUGGUCCCUGCCCUUCGUGGGGGAGAAGGUGACGGAGAUGCUGGUGAACGUCCUCAACAUCUGCUCCGACGACGAGCUCAUGUCGGAGAUAGACGACCAGUGUGAAGGCGGGGCGUCGGCGAUGCGUAAGGAGGUGAUCCGGAACAAGAUCCGCGCCGUGGGGAAGAUGGCGCGCGUCUUCUCGGUGCUCAGGGAGGAGAGUGAAAGCGUGCUGACCCUGAAGGGGCUGACCCCCACGGGUACCCUGCCUGUGGGGGUGCUGUCGGGGGGCAAGCAGACCAUCGAGACGGCCACCAUUGAGGCGGUGGAGGCCAAAGCCAUCCAAGGCUUCUCCCCUACCCGGAAGAUCCGCAACUUCGAGGAGGCUCGCGGGCUGGACCGCAUCAACGAGCGCAUGCCCCCCCGCAAGGACGGCCAGCAGCCCCCCGACGCCGCAGUGGCCAACAAGAACGGCACGGAGGGAUAGAGGGGGGGGGGCGGCGCGUGGUCCGACCCCCGUACCCCCAGGACCACCGCUCAUGUAUCCCCCCGCCACCCCCCAACUCACAGUGGGAACUCUCUCACCUGCUCUCCUCCCCCCCUCUGCAUCUCUGUCCCUCCCUCUCCUCUCUCUCUGUCUCUCUCUCUCUGUCUCUGUCUCUCUCUCUCUCUGUCUCUCUCUCUCUCUCUCUCUCCCUCUCAUGUCUCUCUCUCUUGUCUCCCUCUCUCUCUCCCCCUCUCUCCCUCUCUCUCGUCCUGUAAAGACUGACUGCCCGUUACUGGGACGACUGGGUCUGAUCCCAGUAGUAUUUGAGGGGGUGUCAAAGAUAAUGAAGGAUGUUUUUAAUUGCUGGAAGAAAUUAACGUGUGGGGUAUCAAAAGAUAGAUUGCUAAUUUAUUUAUUAAAAGAGAUAUACUAGAGAUAUUCUGUGUUCUAGCUACAAAACUACGAAUGAAGACAUUUCCCGGUCCUAAUGUUGCUCCACCCAGGUCAUGACCUUUAGGUCAAUCCUAGAGGUCAAACUCUCGGGGUGCUGGGUCGAAGAGUGUGACGGUAGGACUCCACACUCUUUAAUUGAGGGGUUCAAUCGUCAAUUUGAAGUAUUCUUUUGUGCUGGGAAGGUUAACGUCGACUUCACCCAAAAAGAAUGCGCAAAAAAAAAAGCCAUGUUUAAAAAAAUAUUGUCCAAGAAGACUUUCAAAGGUUCAAAACUUCAGCGUUUGCUUCUAUAUAAAUCUAUAUACUGUAUGUGUGUGUUGCUUGAGGGGAUCCGAGAGGCUUGGCACCGGGCUGGGUGGGCAUGACGUUUAUAAGGGAAUAUACAUUGUAGUAUUAUAUAAAAAUAAUGAUUUUAUACCUCCAGUGGAUGUUUCAUGAAGAUGUAUUCUAAUAGUUUUAUUCAAAGAAAUGGUCUCAAACCAACUUAAACAAAGGGAAUCCCGGAACACCACUUCCUGCUCAGUAUUUACUCCGUCACCUGAAGGUGUAUUGUGUAUAUAACGGUUCUCCUUAGUUUGGCAACCAUUGUCACUUUAAGAGUAACAUCGGCCUCUUCUCGAUCGCAAAACCGCUCAUCAACUGAGUCCUGAAACGUUGAGAAGGGGAGAAGUUCGGGACCGGGUUUCAAGCGUUCUUCCUCCAACACGGACGACCUAGAGGCAGGCAGCUUGGCUGGUUCUGUGUGUUAAAGAAACCCAACGUCCUGCUCUCUCCCCCAGGGGACCGGGAGCGAGGCCAGACCCCCGUCCCCCCUCCCGUCUCUGUAUCGGGAGCGCUCCAGUCAGAGGGAGCGGCGACCACAGACGGACCGCGACGUGUUUGGGUCAGAUAAGGGUCCGGACCGCGGGACGGGAGCGCUCUCCCUUGGACCUGAAGAAACCGCUUGCUAUGUUGUCCGCGGAAACUGGACUGAAGUUCUUGUUUAUUUGUUUAGAGUGAAGCAAUUCUGCGUAGGCUGUGUUGCCCAGACGCGGGUCCUAGUUUGAUUUGAUAUCGUUGCUUUGUGUCGGACACUAAAGAGGUUUGCUUCCGUAGCCGUUUUUUGGUUCAUCUUUACUGAGAGCUGUGAGAGUAACUCCAUCCGUUCUUGAUUAUGUGCAAACGUAUUUUCCUUUUUUGGUUUUUAAAAAUUGUGAUGACUACUGUAUGCGCAAAGGACAACAGAAACGAUUUCCUUUUAGUUUAUUAUUAUUGAUGGCCAUACCUGUACCCUGGUGUGAGUCAUCCACAAUUUGUGGAUUUAUUUUUUAUUUUUUAAAGGUACCGUGCUACCAACUGCCGAUGGGAACACCUCCGCAGUCCUGUAAAGAUGUACAUUCUGCCAGACGGCGUUUUAAAGAGCAGCUACACCGUGCACUACAUGUGAGUUUGCUGCCACCUAGAGGUCAUAUCCAUAGUACACUGUAAAAAAUACAAUUUGAUCAGUGACAAAUCAUGUGUGUAUAUAAAAAUAUAUACACAUAUGUAUUUAUUUUAACACAACGGUUAUUUUCAAUGAAUUAUAUUUUAUAAAUCAAAACGCCCAAAUAAAAAAAAAAGAUUCCACAUUAAGUCCUACCUUUGUUUUUAGCAUGGACAGACUGUUCUGGGUUCUGUGUGUAAUGUAUUUAUUACCACCAUUAGGUUUCUUAUCACAGUCUCCUCAACCCUUCGGUGGCAGGAAACUCCCACGCGUAAACAGUUGUUAACCUAGCAAGCGGUGGAGCUGAUAUAGGUGAUAAUUGCUCCAAACCCCCUCAACCCCUCCUACUCUGGACCCUUUAAGAUUUGUCCCGGCGGGGAUGCGAACCCACGACCAACCCCUCACCUGGUGCUUUGACACACCUGACUGUAUUCUGUUGUCUUUCUGUUGCUCAGGAAAGAAGGGAAAAUAAUAAGAAAAAAAAGCUUUAACAUUUGCUAUUCUUUUGGGAAUUGAACCUUUUUCAAGAGGCAGGGCGCUCAUGUGCCAUGUCACCUUGGCCACACGUGUAAAUGCCAGUGCGUGUGUGUGUGUGUGUGUGUGUGUGUGUGUGUGUGCGUGUGUGUGAAUCAUGAAAGGGGUUGACGUCAUUCAAGACAACGGCGGAGGGGUUAAAUAAAAGUACUUUCAGUCCACUACCUUGCAGCCAUACUUUAAACUUUACACGUUUUCUUAAGAUAUAGCCGUUUAUUGUUGUGUUUGGUAACCUUUCUUAGACAAGCUAAGAUCUUAAGCGCUUUGAGGUGCGUGGGAACUGAAAACAUUGGGUUUUCUGUGUUUUGUUUUUUAUUUUCUCAAGAUGGCGGCCGUGUUGGCUGGGCGGCCCUGAUGUGAGGGCCUUUAAGUGUCUCUGAAUGUAAAUCAUCUGAAGAAGGGAAUGAUUUUAGAGUGACCAUGAUCUCGAUCUAGAUGUAUUACUUGAAAAACAAAAAUUCAAAUACAGCAGUUUUUUUUGCCCUUCGUUGUUAUUUUUUACCCAUUAUUUCUUAUAUCUAUAGAUAUAUACAUUAUCUAUAUAAACUUGU